Messenger RNA from Angiostrongylus costaricensis, 708 nucleotides. The record is from the annotation of a GenBank genome assembly. Lineage: Eukaryota; Metazoa; Nematoda; Chromadorea; Rhabditida; Metastrongylidae.
GGUGGAAUUUUUUUGGGCUGUGAGUUCGGCCUCGCCUCUCUCUAUAUCUGGGCUAUCGGAAUUUUUGCUGCUGGUCAGAGUUCGACAAUGACUGGUACAUACGCUGGACAGUUCGUCAUGGAAGGUUUUAUACAAGUUUCAUGGCCUAAGUGGAAGAGAGUUUUGGUCACUCGAGCCAUUGCUGUUUUGCCAACUCUCGCUGUCACUUUCAUUGCCAACGGUGUGAAUAAUUUAACUGGUAUGAAUGACUUCUUAAAUUGUGUUCAAAUGGUGCAGUUGCCGUUCGCACUGAUUCCUAUCAUCACGUUCACCUCCAGUCAGAAAAUUAUGCAUGAUUUCCGGAGUUCCAGAUCGUUUCAAAUCUUCGCAUUGGUUGCGGCGACGGUAAUAAUAGCCAUCAACAUAUAUUUCAUAUUUGACUACGUCAUCUCGGUCAUAGGCUCCCAGUGGUUCGUAUUGGCAAUUCUUGCGGUUCCGACAGUUAUCUAUGUCAUGUUUAUCGGUUAUCUGGUUGUCUACUGUUUUGUGGCCUGUGAAUUUGUUUCGGAGACUAUCGUAAGCAUUUGUAAACAUGGUCUGGAAGUUUCCAUGGGAAAUAUCUUCUCAACUAAGUUUAUUUUCAGUCGAUUCGAGGUCGUCAUCAAACCGGAUGAAUCAAAACAGUACAUGAAUCGAGAUGCGUAUGAUAGUCAAAGUUGUGUUGAAUGA